Molecule: messenger RNA, 939 nt
Organism: Macrosiphum euphorbiae (potato aphid)
Lineage: Eukaryota; Metazoa; Arthropoda; Insecta; Hemiptera; Aphididae
Source: the annotation of a GenBank genome assembly
AUGAGUGACAAUGACUCAAGUGAUUGUGAUGAGCGUCCUGUAAGAUGUAUUUCUGGUCAGGCGACGAAAAGAUUGUGCCAUAAAAAACAAAAAUUCCGUGAAGAUUGGACGAGAAUGGAAUGUUUUAAAAAAUGGCUCAACCCUGUGAAAGAUGAUGUAAUGAAAGCGUAUUGCAGUUUUUGUAAAGUACAUAUGAUUUCAGAACUUUCAACAAUUAAGAAGCAUGCAAAUACAUCUAGACACAAGGUAAACUUUAUAUCUAUGACAGGUUCGAAAUCAAUUACAUCUACAUUCCCAAAAAUUGACGAAACAGCUAUCCGAAAAAAUAAUGCAGUUAAAGUGGCUGAAAUUAAAUUAUGUGGUUUUUUAUCCGAACAUAAUAUAUCAUUCUUAACUGUAGACCACCUCAGCCAACUUUUAAAAGAAUGUUUUGUUGACUCAGAAAUCGCUAAAAAUAUUAAUUUAAAAAGAACAAAAGCCACUAAUAUUGUUAAAAAUGUAAUUGGAAAAUGCCACAAAGAAGAAUUAGGAACACUUUUAAACAACAAUCCUUUCAGCAUAAUUAUUGACGAAAGUACAGACGUCGGAACUAUAAAAACAAUGUGUAUCUGUGUUCGGUUUUUUAAUCCAAUUACAAAAAAAAUUGAGUCAAUGUUUUGGAGCUUAGUAGAAGUAUUCAAAAACUCUGAGUCUGCCAAUGAAGGUGCUACAGCACAAAAAUUAUAUGCAGAAGUUGUUAAAUCUUUUAAAGACGAAAAAGUGUGUCUUAAAAAUGUUAUUGGGUUUGCUUCUGAUGGAUGCAAUACUAUGAUGGGUGCAUGGAACUCAGUAGCCAGCAGAUUUUUAGAAGACUUCCCAGGUGUAAUGAUUCAAAAGUGUAUUUGUCAUUCCUUAGCUUUGUGUGCCAGUGAAGCAUGUAAAGUACUUCCACGCAGGUAA